This is a messenger RNA of Saprolegnia diclina VS20, 881 nucleotides long. RefSeq lists its product as hypothetical. The transcript is spliced from 3 exons. The record is from RefSeq and is a predicted model, not a curated record. Bases 54 to 851 code for a protein of 265 amino acids. NCBI's taxonomy places the organism in Eukaryota, Oomycota, Saprolegniomycetes, Saprolegniales, Saprolegniaceae.
UCGACCUCGAAAGAUCUGGCGGAAGCUUUGGCACAUCUCGUUCUGCCAGCAGCAUGCGCGUCGCCAUCAGUCUGGCGCUCGCGCCCAUUGCUGUCUCCGCCACCAGCCUCCUUGGCGGCCCGGCGGUCGUCGCCUUCGCGGCAGCCACGCACGCCACCGACCUCUCGCCGUGCACGGGCCAGCUCUUGGCCUCGACCCCGGCGAGCUGCGCGUGGCUAGCAGACGCCACUCGCUACGGCGUCGACCAACUCAACCACAUGAUCAACACGGCGUCACCAGUCAUGCCAAUGCUCAUCGUGUCGGCUGUCGACAAGCCCGUGGCCGGCGCUUACGAGAGCCACCUCUUGGAGCUGCAAGUGCAAGUCGCCCCGUGCCUUACGCCGUCCAACCAUGACGACAAGAAAGCGACGCCGCCCUCGAAUGCCCAUGUCUGCGACUUUGAUUUUGAUCAAGUGGCCAAGUACCAACUCCUGCUGUCCCAGGCCAACGCGACCCAGCGCUGGACGCUUGUCGACAGUCUCCAAGUGUUUGAUUCUGGCGUCCAAGGCGGCAAGCCAGAAUUGCGCCCGCUACCAGAUUUCCUACCGGUCCAAGACGCGUCCGAGUCGCCAGCGGUGCCAUUCGGUCAGCUCUUUCUGCAUGUGCUCAUCGUCGCGGCCUGUCUCUUGUCGAUGGUUGCGGUCGUCGCGCACUCACUCAAGACGCGUCGGGAAGGCUACGCCGCCAUCUCGCGCCAAGUCCAGACGAAGCAAGUGCGCCGCGUGGACCUCCGCCACUCGAACCCGGUGCCCCGCCACGAGGAAAACGUCCUGCGCUACUCGCACGAGCAAAACGAGCGCUUUGCCGUUUAAAAUAAAAAACACUGCUUGAUACUCUGUAGA